UUGUGUCUGAUAUGUUUCUGCAUUCACACAUGGUAGUGCUACAACAUGACAAAGAAAAUUGUGUUGAAAGUAAACUUCCAUUGUCACAAGUGCAAGACUCGUGUACUUCUUGCACUCACCAAACUUAUCGGAAUCGAUCAAGUGUCAUUUGACGGAGAUAAAGGAACCGUGGUUGUAGUUGGUGAUGUUGAUCCUGUGUGUGUUGCGACUCGAGUUAGAAAAACGGGAAUGAUAGCACAGAUCGAAAGUGUUGGACCGAAUAAAAAAUCAUCGACACCACUUCCGAAGUUGGUAAGAAUGAUCAACCCUCUCCCUCCUUGUGGAUGUGAGGUUGUAGCUAAUGGCUAUUCACAACCAUAUGAUGGUGGGAAUUGCAUGAUUAUGUAGGCAUUUGUGUUUUCUGUAAAUUGACUAUUUGUAAGAUCUUCCAUGGAGCAGUUGGACGUAUAACUCCUCAUCUUCAAUAUUCAUGUUAGGGUUGUCUGUUUACUUCUUAAUA
Messenger RNA from Cynara cardunculus var. scolymus (artichoke), 499 nucleotides. RefSeq names its product heavy metal-associated isoprenylated plant protein 43-like. NCBI's taxonomy places the organism in Eukaryota, Viridiplantae, Streptophyta, Magnoliopsida, Asterales, Asteraceae. Gene Ontology annotation, molecular function: metal ion binding. The record is from RefSeq and is a predicted model, not a curated record. The coding region runs from base 46 to 387 and encodes 113 amino acids. The transcript has 2 exons.